CCCCGGCGCCUCCGGGCCGGCCCUGCGCCCCCGCCGCCCGGGGCUUCAGAACUUGCGGGCACUGUUGGGGCGCGUUUAAUUUAUAACGUGCUUCGUGUUCUACAGGAUGGGGAGGGACGCGCGGCAGUGUCAUCGGGAACUGGCGGCCCGGUGAAGCAGGAGCCGCCGGCAGUCCGCCUGCACCCAGCCGUUCCGCGCCGCGGCCGCUCAGCCUCUGCCAUGGCCGGAUCCGGCGCGUGGAAGCGCCUCAAAUCUCUGCUGAGGAAGGAUGAUGCGCCGCUGUUCUUAAAUGACACCAGCGCCUUUGACUUCUCGGACGAGGUGGGGGACGAGGGGCUUUCUCGGUUUAACAAACUUCGAGUCGUGGUGGCCGAUGAUGGUUCUGAAACCCCGGAAAGGCCUAUUAACGGGGCGCACCCGGCCCUCCAGGCCGACGACGACUCCUUACUGGACCAGGACCUACCUUUGACCAACAGUCAGCUGAGUUUGAAGGUGGACCCCUGUGACAACUGCAGCAAACAGAGAGAGUUACUGAAGCAGAGAAAGGCGAAAACCAGAUUGAGCAUCGCUGCCGUUCUUUACUUGCUUUUCAUGAUUGGAGAACUUGUAGGCGGAUACAUUGCAAAUAGCCUAGCAAUUAUGACCGAUGCCCUUCACAUGUUGACUGACCUAAGUGCCAUCAUACUGACCCUGCUUGCCUUGUGGCUGUCUUCAAAAUCACCAACCAAAAGAUUCACCUUUGGAUUUCAUCGCUUAGAGGUUUUGUCAGCUAUGAUUAGUGUGCUGUUGGUAUAUAUACUUAUGGGAUUCCUCCUAUAUGAAGCUGUCCAAAGAACUAUCCAUAUGAAAUAUGAAAUAAAUGGAGAUAUAAUGCUCAUUACCGCAGCUAUUGGUGUUGCAGUUAACAUAAUAAUGGGGUUUCUGUUGAACCAGUCUGGUCACCAUCACACCCAUUCCCACUCCCUGCCUUCAGAUUCUCCUACCACAGGUCCUAGGUUUGGACACAGCAAUGGGCAGGAUAGCCUGGCGGUGAGAGCUGCAUUUGUACAUGCCUUGGGGGAUUUGGUGCAGAGUGUUGGUGUGCUAAUAGCUGCAUACAUCAUUCGAUUCAAGCCAGAAUACAAGAUCGCUGAUCCCAUCUGUACAUAUGUAUUUUCAUUACUUGUGGCUUUUACAACAUUUCGCAUCAUAUGGGACACAGUAGUUAUAAUACUAGAAGGUGUGCCAAGCCAUUUGAAUGUAGACUAUAUCAAAGAAGCCUUGAUGAAAAUAGAAGAUGUAUAUUCAGUGGAAGAUUUAAAUAUCUGGUCUCUCACUUCAGGAAAACCUACUGCCAUAGUACACAUACAGCUAAUUCCUGGAAGUUCAUCUAAAUGGGAGGAAGUACAGUCCAAAGCAAAGCAUUUAUUAUUGCACACAUUUGGCAUGUAUAAAUGUACCAUUCAGCUUCAGAGUUACAGGCAAGAAGUGGACAGAACUUGUGCAAACUGUCAGAGUUCCAGCACCUAAUUUGAUGUUUGGGGGACUACUACCUUAUUUCUCCUGCAGUCACAGACCUGAGAGCAAUAAAUGCACACCUAAUGAGAAAAUGGAAUCCCUGACAGCUGUGUCCGUACCAAGCACUUGUCUCUUAAAAAGUCACUCCAGCCUGACAGUGCUGGUUUCUCUUUGAUGGUAAAAUGAGACUUCACCAUGAUUUUUAGAUGAAGAUGUUUCCAAAACACUGUUUACAGAAUGAGACAUGACUCUACAGAUACCUCAUGGAAGACAAUCCAAGACCAUACUUCAUUAAUUAUGACAGAGUGCAGAUCUUAAAGGAGGCAUCAAGAAUUCAGUAUUUGCAUUUAAAAAUCCUUUUUACUUAAAAGACCAUUUUAUAUCAAGCCAGUGCUGGAAAACUGAAUUUUUUUAUUAUGUAAUCUUGACACCCAGCUUCUGGAAUUUGACACCCAGCUCUCUUUUUUUACAGAAAAUAUUUCUCAACAGAUUUCAGAAAGUACUAGUAAUUAUCCAGAGAGUGGAAUAAGCAUGUAUUCCUAAGUGUUUGGAAAUGUUUUAUUUCAAAAAUAAGUCUUAAUGUUAGAGUUAAUACUUUAUUAACAACUUUUUCCAGAUGUUACAGGGUUUUGAAUCUCAAAGUUAGCAUUUUUGGUUAUUUGUAAUCUUACCAGAACCAAAUCUUUACAUAUUAUGGUCACUGUCAUUAAAUUAUUUAGGAAAUAUUUUCAAUAUUAUUCUGAAUGGCAGAAAUUAAUCUUAAACUCAAAUUACUAUAUGAUAAUUUAAAAC
Ceratotherium simum simum (southern white rhinoceros) is the source of this 2289-nucleotide messenger RNA. RefSeq names its product solute carrier family 30 member 4 (gene SLC30A4). Gene Ontology annotation, biological process: response to zinc ion; zinc ion transmembrane transport. Gene Ontology annotation, molecular function: zinc ion transmembrane transporter activity. Gene Ontology annotation, cellular component: plasma membrane. Lineage: Eukaryota; Metazoa; Chordata; Mammalia; Perissodactyla; Rhinocerotidae. The record is from RefSeq and is a predicted model, not a curated record.